Haliotis rufescens (red abalone) is the source of this 700-nucleotide messenger RNA. RefSeq names its product putative universal stress protein SSP1056. The record is from RefSeq and is a predicted model, not a curated record. Lineage: Eukaryota; Metazoa; Mollusca; Gastropoda; Lepetellida; Haliotidae. Bases 67 to 531 code for a protein of 154 amino acids. The transcript is spliced from 4 exons.
UCCGCUUAUCGCGCUAGCGGUAUAGCGAGGGAAUAUCGCUCAGCGUAGAAUUGACUUACACUAAACAUGGCGGAGAAGUCGGAUACAAGUGGCUCUCGUGUGGUGGUGGUCGCUCUUGAUGGCAGCGAGUUUUCAGAGUAUGCCUUUAAUUGGUAUAAAGAGAACGUUCACAGGGCGGACGACUUCGUGAUCGCUGUACACUCCCCUGAGUAUCAACACUGUCUCAGCUCAGGCCAUGCCCGUCCGGACAUCAAGCAGGUGGUGGAACAGAUGGAGCAGGAACAAAAGAAGAAGAACAAGCUGCUGGAGGGAUUCAGCGCCCUGCUCACUGACGCCGGGAUGACAGGCAAGGUGAAGAGCGUGAUCGGCAGUCCAGGGGAGGUAAUCGUGCGUAUUGCCGAUGAAGAAAACGCCAGCCUGAUCGUCACUGGAGCGCGUGGGGUGGGGAAGAUACGGAGGACGCUUCUCGGCAGUGUCAGCGACUACAUCGUGCACCAUUCUCACGUUCCUGUUACAGUGUGCAGGCGGUGACGUACUUCCUGUCUCGUCAUUACUGAAGUAUAACUAUGUGAGACCGCUUGUUGUUAUGGGAGACACAGGAUGAAAUUACAUCCCUGCAGGAUGUUUAGAUUUUAGUUGAUGUAUGUUAGAAUUGCCCGUGAUAAAUAAACAGGAAUAUAUGCCAUCAAUAUUCUGUCAA